AUGGCAUAUUUGUCGCAAACAUCUAUUACAGAAGAUAAUACUAAUAAAAAAUCAUUUAGAACAGCAAGUCAGUAUAUUUAUAUAGGACCAAAUAUAAAUAAAUUUGAAAGAAAAACAAUUUUAAGUGCUUUUAAACAAAUAGAAAGAAGAACAUGUUUGAAAUUUCAUAUUUUAGAAUUUAAACCAUGGUUACGAUCUGACAUGUGGAAUUCUAAUAAAUCUUAUGGAGUUAUAAUGAAAAGCAAUAAAUUUUAUGGAUACAUUGAUAAAGAAAUUGGAAAAGAGUUAAUAAAAAGUACCAUUUAUAUAUCAAAUAGAGGAUUACAUCAUCCAAAUAGAAAUACUUCAAGAGGAAUUAUUAUGGAUCAAAUACUUAAAUAUAUGGGUUAUAAAGAAGAAUAUUUAAGACCAGAUGCUAUUUCAUAUAUCAAAGAGAUACGACCUUAUCCAAAAAAAAGAGUUGUUCAAUUUUCAGAUGAACAAUUAAAUUGGCCAUACGAUCCAGAAAGUGUAACAAUGCCAUUUGAUUCUCCAAAAUAUAUGAAACCAACAAUUUAUUGUUCAGGUAGAAAUCAAAAAUCAUUUGGAGCUGGGCAGAGAGAAGGUUUAUUAACAGUAUGGGAUGCAGUAAAAAUAAAUUCUAUGUAUUGUCCAAAUCGUGUAAUUAAUGUUGAUAAAAGACGUGGCCCAUGUGCUGUUGCAAGAAAAAAUUUUUCAACAUCAAAAUCUAAAUAUAAUCAUUUUACUACACAUUCAUUUAAAAAUUAUGUUUAA
Molecule: messenger RNA, 774 nt
Organism: Strongyloides ratti
Lineage: Eukaryota; Metazoa; Nematoda; Chromadorea; Rhabditida; Strongyloididae
Product: Astacin-like metalloendopeptidase
Exons: 2
Coding region: 1-774 (257 amino acids)
Biological process (GO): proteolysis
Molecular function (GO): metalloendopeptidase activity
Source: RefSeq, a predicted model, not a curated record